This is a messenger RNA of Dothidotthia symphoricarpi CBS 119687, 864 nucleotides long. RefSeq names its product DUF572-domain-containing protein. Gene Ontology annotation, biological process: mRNA splicing, via spliceosome. The transcript has a single exon. NCBI's taxonomy places the organism in Eukaryota, Fungi, Ascomycota, Dothideomycetes, Pleosporales, Dothidotthiaceae. The record is from RefSeq and is a predicted model, not a curated record. The coding region runs from base 1 to 864 and encodes 287 amino acids. Gene Ontology annotation, cellular component: U2-type catalytic step 1 spliceosome.
AUGUCUGAACGAAAGGUGCUCUCCAAAUACUACCCACCCGACUUCGACCCGUCCAAGAUCACGCGCCAGCGCGGUCCUAAGAAUGCUGGUCCCAAGCUGUCGACCGUCCGUCUCAUGGCGCCCUUCUCCAUGAAGUGCACCCACUGCGGCGAGUUCAUCUACAAAGGUCGCAAGUUCAACGCUCGCAAGGAGACGACAGAAGACAAGUACUACAACAUCGCAAUCUUCCGCUUCUACAUUCGCUGCACGCGAUGCUCGGGCGAGAUCACCUUCAAGACGGACCCAAAGAACAUGGACUAUGAGUGCGAGCGCGGCGCAAAGCGUAACUUCGAGCCCUGGCGAGAGGCAAAGCUCAAUGAGGAGACAGAGGAGGAGAGGCUCGACAGGCUGGAGAAAGAGGAGGCCGAGCGCGAUGCCAUGAAGGAGUUGGAGACAAAAGUACUCGACGCGAAGACGGAGAUGGCCAUUGCAGACGCCCUGGAUGAGAUUCGCUCGAGAAACGCCAGGAACGAAAAGGCUGAGAGAGACGGCACAAGGACAGAUGUCCAACCCGAUCCCGCCGACGACCGGCGAAGGAGGCAGGAAGAGGAGGAUGCCGAGGCUGCGCGUAGGGCCUUUGCAGACAGGGCCAUGCCAGAUAUUGGGGAGGUCGAGAUUGACGAAGAGCUGGUCGACAUGCCCAUUGAGACAGCGCCAGUUGCCGUCUUCAGCAAGAAGCCCAAGGAGAAAAAGGACUUUGGCGCUGCGCUCGGCAUCAAGAAGAAGGCGCCCGCUCCGAAACCCGUCGCGCGCAAGACAAUACCAGCACCUCCUUCUAAGCUAUCAGCGAUGUUAGUAGCGGGCUAUGACAGCGAUGAUGAUUGA